GCGGCGGUGGCGGUGGCGGCGGCAACGGCAGCUUGCAGCCUCUCUGGAGAGACGGAGGCUGGGCUGGGGUUACAGUCCAAAGUUUUCCCACGAGGAUUUGCCCACCCCACCUCCUCUCUGGAUACGUCCUCGCCUUGUCCUCGUUGCCAGGACGCCUGCAGGUGGUGGGACAGAAAACACCGAGGCAUAAGAUGAAGCUGUGACAGCUUUCUGAAAGGAGGGUAUUAUCGUCCAUCUUUUACAGAUGGGGAAGCUGAGACCUAGAGGGGUAACUUUUUCAAGAUUGCAUAGAAGAGUCAGGAUUUGAAUAUAGUUCUUCUGACUGUUUGAAAGCACAAUGGCAGGAAACAGCCUUGUUCUACCCAUUGUUCUUUGGGGUCGCAAAGCACCAACCCACUGCAUCUCAGCAGUACUUUUAACAGAUGAUGGGGCCACGAUCGUGACUGGAUGCCAUGAUGGGCAAAUAUGUCUCUGGGAUCUUUCAGUAGACUUGGAAGUUAAUCCUCGAGCACUGUUGUUUGGUCACACAGCUUCAAUCACCUGUUUAUCUAAAGCUUGUGCUUCUAGUGACAAACAGUAUAUUGUGAGCGCAUCCGAGAGUGGAGAGAUGUGCCUCUGGGACGUGAAUGACGGCAGAUGUAUUGAAUUUACAAAAUUAGCUUGCACACACACUGGCAUACAGUUCUACCAGUUCUCUGUUGGAAAUCAGAGAGAAGGAAGGCUUCUGUGCCAUGGCCAUUAUCCUGAAAUCCUCGUGGUGGAUGCCACCAGCCUUGAGGUGUUGUACUCCUUAGUAUCAAAGAUCUCUCCAGAUUGGAUUAGCUCCAUGAGUAUUAUUCGAUCCCAUCGAACACAAGAGGACACUGUGGUGGCGCUCUCAGUGACGGGCAUCUUGAAGGUGUGGAUUGUUACCUCGGAAAUUAGUGGCCUGCAGGAUACUGAGCCAAUAUUUGAAGAGGAGUCCAAACCAAUUUAUUGUCAGAAUUGCCAAAGCAUCUCUUUUUGUGCAUUCACACAGAGGUCGCUUCUGGUUGUGUGCUCCAAGUAUUGGAGGGUAUUUGAUGCUGGGGACUACUCCCUGUUGUGCUCAGGUCCGAGUGAAAAUGGACAGACGUGGACUGGAGGUGACUUUGUCUCGGCAGAUAAAGUCAUCAUUUGGACUGAAAAUGGGCAAAGUUAUAUUUACAAACUACCUGCCAGUUGCCUUCCAGCUAGUGAUUCAUUCCGCAGUGAUGUGGGGAAAGCAGUUGAAAAUUUAGUUCCUCCGGUACAACAUAGCCUCUUGGAUCGAACAGAUAAAGAGUUGCUAAUUUGUCCUCCUGUUACUCGGUUCUUCUAUGGAUGUAAGGAAUACUUCCACAAACUAUUGAUUCAGGGUGAUUCUUCUGGAAGAUUGAAUAUUUGGAACAUAUCAGACACACCUGAUAAACAGGAAGAGCUGGAAAUGACAACUUCUGUUAGUUUGCAAGAGGCAUUUGAUAAACUGAAUCCUUGUCCUGCCGGAAUUAUAGAUCAGCUGAGUGUCAUUCCCAAUAGUAAUGAACCUCUGAAGGUGACCGCAAGUGUGUACAUACCAGCCCACGGGCGACUCGUUUGUGGCCGUGAAGAUGGAAGCAUCGUUAUUGUACCUGCCACGCAGACAGCCAUAGUGCAACUGCUGCAAGGGGAGCACAUGCUCCGCAGAGGUUGGCCACCUCACAGGACACUCCGUGGUCAUCGGAACAAAGUCACAUGUUUGUUGUAUCCGCAUCAGGUCUCAGCUCGUUAUGAUCAAAGAUAUCUGAUAUCUGGAGGCGUGGAUUUUUCGGUCAUAAUUUGGGACAUUUUUUCUGGAGAAAUGAAACACAUCUUCUGUGUCCAUGGUGGCGAGAUUACUCAGCUUCUGGUUCCACCUGAAAACUGCAGUGCAAGAGUGCAGCACUGCAUCUGCUCUGUAGCCAGUGACCACUCGGUAGGACUUCUAAGUUUGCGAGAGAAAAAAUGCAUUAUGCUGGCAUCUCGUCAUCUUUUCCCCAUUCAAGUAAUCAAGUGGAGGCCUUCUGACGAUUACCUAGUAGUGGGAUGUUCAGACGGCUCCGUGUAUGUCUGGCAAAUGGAUACCGGUGCACUGGACCGGUGUGUGAUGGGGAUCACAGCAGUAGAGAUACUGAAUGCUUGUGAUGAAGCAGCUCCCGCUGCCGUUGACUCACUUAGUCACCCAGCAGUCAACUUAAAACAAGCUAUGACACGACGCAGUCUUGCUGCUCUUAAAAACAUGGCCCAUCAUAAGCUACAAACUCUUGCGACUAACCUCUUGGCUUCUGAGGCAUCUGACAAAGGAAAUUUACCUAAAUAUUCUCAUAACUCCCUGAUGGUUCAAGCAAUAAAGACAAACCUAACAGACCCGGACAUACAUGUGCUUUUCUUUGAUGUGGAAGCGUUGAUUAUUCAGCUCCUGACUGAAGAAGCCUCUAGGCCGAAUACUGCGCUUAUUUCCCCAGAGAAUCUGCAAAAAGCAUCUGGCGGUUCAGACAAAGGGGGCUCUUUUCUAACUGGAAAACGAGCAGCAGUUCUCUUCCAACAAGUGAAAGAAACUAUCAAAGAGAACAUAAAGGAACAUCUCCUUGAUGAUGAAGAGGAGGAUGAGGAGAUAAUGAGACAGAGGCGGGAAGAAGGUGAUCCCGAAUAUCGGGCCAGCAAAUCUAAGCCACUGACCCUGUUAGAGUAUAAUCUGACUAUGGACACAGCAAAAUUGUUCAUGUCCUGCCUUCAUGCCUGGGGUUUGAAUGAUGUUCUGGAUGAAGUCUGUCUUGAUCGCCUUGGAAUGCUGAAACCCCACUGCACAGUAUCGUUCGGCCUCUUAUCGAGAGGGGGUCAUAUGUCACUGAUGCUUCCUGGUUAUAAUCAGGCUGCUUGUAAACUAUCACAUGGGAAAGCAGAAGUAGGAAGAAAGCUGCUGGCGACGGAGGGAGUAGGAAAGGGAACUUACGGAGUGUCCCGGGCCGUCACCACACAGCAUCUCCUGUCUAUCAUAUCUUUGGCAAAUACCUUAAUGAGUAUGACCAAUGCAACUUUUAUUGGUGAUCAUAUGAAGAAGGGCCCUACCAGGCCACCUAGACCAGGCACCCCAGACCUUUCUAAGGCAAGGGGUUCUCCUCCAACUUCCAGUAAUAUUGUGCAAGGACAGAUUAAACAAGGAUGGAGUCAGUUGGCUGCUAUGCAUUGUGUUAUGCUGCCAGACCUGCUGGGAUUGGACAAAUUUAGGCCCCCGCUUCUAGAGAUGCUGGCUCGGAGAUGGCAAGAUCGAUGCUUGGAGGUCAGAGAAGCCGCACAGGCCCUGCUUCUAGCAGAACUGAGAAGAAUAGAGCAGGCAGGACGGAAGGAGGCCAUUGAUACCUGGGCUCCGUACUUACCUCAGUACAUGGACCACGUCAUGUCACCUGGGGUCUCAGCAGAAGCCAUGCAGACUAUUACCACUGCUCCUGAUGCCUCAGGGCCAGAAGCCAAAGUCCAAGAGGAAGAGCACGACCUUGUGGAUGAUGACAUCACCACUGGUUGCUUAUCAAGUGUCCCACAGAUGAAAAAAAUUUCCACAUCUUAUGAGGAAAGACGAAAGCAAGCUACUGCUAUUGUUUUACUAGGAGUAAUAGGAGCUGAAUUUGGUGCAGAAAUUGAACCUCCUAAACUGCUGACCAGACCUCGAAGCUCUAGUCAAAUUCCUGAGGGAUUUGGUUUGACUAGUGGUGGAUCCAACUACUCACUGGCCAGACAUACUUGUAAGGCACUGACAUUUCUUCUGCUGCAGCCACCAAGCCCCAAACUUCCUCCACACAGUACGAUCCGAAGAACAGCCAUUGAUCUGAUUGGACGUGGUUUCACAGUUUGGGAGCCUUACAUGGAUGUGUCUGCUGUCCUGAUGGGGCUUCUUGAACUUUGUGCUGAUGCCGAGAAACAACUUGCCAACAUCACAAUGGGGCUGCCUCUGAGCCCUGCAGCUGACUCUGCCCGCUCCUCGAGGCAUGCCCUGUCUCUCAUUGCCACGGCCAGACCACCCGCCUUCAUCACGACUAUAGCCAAAGAGGUGCACAGACAUACUGCUCUUGCAGCAAAUACCCAAUCCCAGCAGAACAUGCACACCACAACUCUUGCCCGAGCUAAAGGGGAAAUUCUGAGAGUCAUUGAAAUUCUUAUUGAAAAGAUGCCCACGGAUGUUGUGGAUCUUCUCGUGGAGGUUAUGGACAUCAUUAUGUACUGCCUUGAAGGAUCUUUAGUUAAAAAGAAAGGUCUUCAGGAAUGUUUCCCAGCCAUCUGCAGGUUCUACAUGGUCAGCUAUUAUGAGCGGAAUCACAGAAUAGCAGUUGGAGCUCGCCAUGGUUCAGUGGCCCUGUACGACAUCCGGACUGGAAAGUGUCAGACAAUCCAUGGUCACAAGGGACCCAUCACUGCCGUGGCCUUUGCUCCUGAUGGACGAUAUCUUGCCACCUACUCAAACACAGACAGCCACAUUUCCUUCUGGCAGAUGAACACCUCCCUGUUGGGGAGCAUCGGCAUGCUGAACUCGGCGCCCCAGCUGCGCUGUAUUAAGACCUACCAGGUGCCCCCCGUGCAGCCGGCGUCCCCCGGCUCCCACAAUGCCCUCAGGCUGGCCCGGCUCAUCUGGACCUCCAACCGCAACGUCAUCCUCAUGGCCCACGACGGCAAGGAGCACCGCUUCAUGGUCUAGGGCUCGUGUCUGCGUCCCCGUUCUCCCAGGUCUCCAAGCCCAGAGUCCCGUCCUUCCUCAGUGCCCACCCCCGCCGGGGUCAUGGGGGGCACAGCCGGGUCUGUGUCCCUUCGCAUGGUCCCCGGGGGCAGACUCCUGCUCGUGCCACCUAUUGACUGAGGCAUGCACACAUCGCUCCGCAGGAAGUGGCCGUCCGGUCCCCAGGUCGUUUCUCACCGCCGCAGAGGGAGGGGCAGCCAGCAGUCCCGUUGCUCGGUGCACCAGAAGCCCGGAAAUCAAUAACCACUGUGAUUGCACUGCCAGCCCGGAUCAGCAGUUUCUUCACGCUAAAGCCCACCUCUGAAUACUGUUGGAAGCUGGUUGUUCUGACAUUGGGUUUUGAGGUCAUGUGGCAGUCCUAAUUAUUGAUACCGUUUUCCUUUGGAUUUCCUAAAACGUGCUAUUGUUUACCAGAAAGAUUCUGUGUUUACGUGGGGUUUUUUCCUCCGGGAGAUUGCUAGGCAAUUACUCAAUCCAAUUUCCUAGGGUUUAGCCACUACCUUCUUUAUUAACACCUAACCGAUUGGAGAUUAAUGAGAAAAUACACACACACACAAAUUUUCCUUGUGGAGACUGCAGUUUCCCAGACACCUAGCCUUCUAAAAUGCUCAUAUCCCGCUUAAGUGAUACUGUAUUUAGUAGCUCAAAAUCAAAAUGAUCACUACUUAUGAUCUAGUUAAUAUAAUUAUCCAGUCACUAUAAUCUCUUAAAUGGACUUUUGUAAUAAAGAACCAAAUUUGAAAGUAUAGCGUAUACCUGAAAAGAAGAUUCCUUGGCUACAGAUCUUUUUAAGAAAGAGCUUACCCCUUCCUUCCAGAAACUUCACAGACCUGCAGUUCCCAUAAGUCAGCUAUCAUGUAAUAGUUACAAUUCAGCCUUCAAACUACUACUGAUCAGUUAAAGGAAAGCUAAGACAGCAUUUCUUUGAAACAAGUAUCCUAGAAAGUUAUUAACUACGGCACAAGCAUUCAGGAGCAUGCAGUCAUCCUCAGUAUCCGCGGAGGAUUGGUUCCGGGACCCCCGAGGGUACCAAAAUUCACAUAUACUCAAGUCCCUGAUAUAAAAUGUCAGAGUACACGGAGGGCUGACCGUGUGUACAAAUGUGGAUGCUCUCAGUCUUUCCGAAUCUACCCGAACGUUGCAGUAGGGUGUUCAUCACACUUCCAAGUAAGCUUUAACUCGGUCAUUUUCUUCUCCUUAUGUCAGAUUAUGCUGGUUCUUCCUCACAAUAAUGGAAAAAAAAAUCUGUAAAAUAAUAUUUUGGAUGACUCGCUCCUAAUAAACCUUGGUCUGUAUAUAGUUGGGGAUUUGGUUGGUUGGUUGGUUGUUGAUUGGUCGGUUAAUUGGGCAAAAUGGUUUAUUAAAUACAAAAAUAGAAAAUGAUUUAUUAAAUUCAGAAAAAAUACGUGAAGUUUACAAAGCAACCAAAAUGAUAACGGGAGUGUCUAAUUUAAAAAGCAUAGAUUGUCAGCGUUUAUAUAAUAUACAAAAAAAGUAGGAUCACAGUCCAGGAACAAAUACAUCUGUUAUUUUAUUGAAACAGAUUUCUAAAGAACAUGUUAGGAAAUUAAGACCACUAGAACAUCUCUUUCAUGUCGACAUGAAGUCUGUCAUUUCUAGUGAUGGCAAACCCAUCCUAUACCUUGGUUUUAGACUUUAGGUAUUCUUAAAGAGUGAAUUUAUGCCAUAUGCAUGUGCAGCGUAUGUAUAAAGAUUAUGUAUGUAGCUUCCCAGGAAGAAACUCAGAACUAUACAGCGUAGACUUGCUUGUUUGGUGAACAUGCUGUUGUGCCCGAUAUAGAUAGAGAAACCUGAGGAGAACGAGGUGCUCUCGGUUUUUCCAGUGGUUCCCCGAGUCUUCAGUGCGAGUACCUGGCACGUGUUCACUUUAUGAACUGAAAUGGGGAUUAAUUUAUUCUAGACCACAAAGCUGCUUUGGAAUGAUGAAGUGUAAAAGUAUACCUUAGAGAUUUUUUUUUUUUAAACAGAAUGUUCAGGGCAUCCGGAGGAAGGUGUGAGGCUGUGGGCAGGCCACCCCAAAGCAUGGAUGGCACACCCCAUGGAGGGUUAGAACAAAGCUAUGAGGGCCCUAGGAGCCAAAUACCUGGGCAGUGGGCCUCGGCCAGCUGGCCACACAGCCUGGCUGCACAGACAGCCAAAACUGUUGGCCCCUAGAACAUCACAGUUGUAAAACUCCGGGGUGGAUGGUAUCUGAUGGUGAGACAGACACCUCUAACUGCUAAACCAACAUCUGCAUUCUUGUUCACACCAAUCUCUCCUUGGCUGUUUUGUCAACCACAGUUGCAAACUUCAUCAUAGCUCAGAUUUUCUCAGCACUGAGGUAAACUUUACCUUGUCAUCCCAGUGUACGCUUUUGGUGUCUUAUUGAUCUUGUUGGCGCUGUAUUUGGACCUGUCCUUGUAAACGUAGAGACGUAUGUGGCUUCAUUGGUAAUUUACAAGUGAAAGAUGAUGUGAUACCUGUAUGAAAAUGUAAUGAUUGAACUCGCUGUGUACAGCACGUGACGUAAGAUGUCUGCCUCUCGAGGCAUUUCUUGAUGACUCCACUUAACAGAUUCUAUAUGUGCUGAAUGUCCCUGUGUACUUACGUGUGUUAAAUAAAACUGAAUUGUACUGAA
Aethalodelphis obliquidens (Pacific white-sided dolphin) is the source of this 7379-nucleotide messenger RNA. It is a transcript of the gene WDR7, whose product is annotated as WD repeat domain 7. Bases 338 to 4702 code for a protein of 1454 amino acids. The record is from RefSeq and is a predicted model, not a curated record. The transcript is spliced from 28 exons. Gene Ontology annotation, molecular function: protein binding. Gene Ontology annotation, cellular component: cytoplasm. Lineage: Eukaryota; Metazoa; Chordata; Mammalia; Artiodactyla; Delphinidae.